This is a messenger RNA of Salvelinus fontinalis (brook trout), 1076 nucleotides long. Its product is annotated as bile salt-activated lipase-like. The record is from RefSeq and is a predicted model, not a curated record. Gene Ontology annotation, molecular function: sterol ester esterase activity; signaling receptor activity; neurexin family protein binding. Gene Ontology annotation, cellular component: synapse; postsynaptic specialization membrane; cell surface. The transcript has 5 exons. Gene Ontology annotation, biological process: presynaptic membrane assembly; modulation of chemical synaptic transmission; chemical synaptic transmission. NCBI's taxonomy places the organism in Eukaryota, Metazoa, Chordata, Actinopteri, Salmoniformes, Salmonidae. The coding region runs from base 104 to 955 and encodes 283 amino acids.
AUAUGGACUGACAGAGAUGGAUAUUGGCUGUUAAAGGGAUGUCUCAUCCCCCUUUCUGUCUCUUUAGGUUGCUGAGAAGGUGGGCUGCUCCAAGGAUGAUCCGAUGAUGGCCUGCCUGAAACUUAUUGACGCUAAGGUUCUCUUUCUGGCCGGUUCCACGUCCCUGAGUGGUUCUCCCUCCACCCCAAUACUGGACAACCUGGACCUCUCCCCUGUGACCGAUGGGGACUUCCUGCCUGAUCACCCAGGUAACCUGUUCCACAACGCCGCUGACAUUGACUACCUCGCCGGGGUCAACAGCAUGGAUGCCCACCUCUUCACUGGCCAGGACAUCCCCAAUAUCAACAAUCCAAGCGCAAACGUCCCUGUGUCAGACGUGAAACUGCUCUUGAGUUCUUUGACUAAAAAGGGAGAGGCUGCUACAAACAACGCUUUCGCAGAGUACACAGCUGACUGGGGAGAUGAGCCAAGCCAGAAGACAAUCAAGAAGACCGUUGUUAUGAUCGAAACUGACUACAUCUUCCUGGUUCCUACCCAGGUUGCUCUCUACCUGCACGCCUCUAAUGCCCAGUCUGCACGCACCUACUCCUACCUCUUUUCGGAGCCCAGCCGCAUGGCUGGGAUAGUCCAACCUUACCCCAGCUGGAUGGAGGCUGACCAUGCUGAUGACCUGCAGUAUGUGUUCGGCAAGCCCUUCACCACACCCUUGGCAUACUGGCCCAGCCACCGUGACGUCUCCAGAUACUUGAUUGCCUACUGGACCAACUUCGCCAGGACCGGAGACCCCAACAACGGAGAGUCGAAGGUGCCUGUGACCUGGCCUGCAUACACCACCUCUGGGCAAAAAUACCUGGAGAUCAAUGCACACAUGAACAAGAACUACGUCCAUGAGAAGAUGAGGGUGCGCUUUGUGAACUGGUGGUCUAACAUCUUUCCCAGCCUGCCCUCCGUCUGAGGAAGCUCUCACUGAAUACAGGUUCCCUGAUGCAUCAUUCACAGAUAUACAGAUUGGUCUUGUCAUGUCACAAAUGCAAGGCUACCAGUAUCACCAGAUGCAUUUCUGAUUGUAACCAUUU